CUUUUGGUAUCAACUGAAUUAAGUCGACAUGGAGAUUUAACAACCUGGAUUUUUCAAAGGCAAACGUUGCCUGCCAAUACACAAAAUUUUCUCUCAAUUGGCAUUACACCACCUGAUAAGCUGCAGAUAAUUAACUGUCCAGUAGAUUUACAUGCUGUAAUCAUAGACGCAUGCUCGCUCGUUUACAAAAAAAUGACAUCUCUGACACGACCUUCGAAAUAAAAUUUAAAGGUUACCCAUGGCGUUUUGUAUGCAAAAGCGAAUCUAUCAUGGCUAGACACAUGUUGAAACGAAUUGUCCAAAGUCUAACAGUGCAUCAGUGGCUUUUGUAUGGAAACAGCAAUGUAAAGUCGGCCGCUGACACAUUAUUUUUUCGAGAAGAUACUACAAUGAAAGACGAAUUUGAAUUUUUGACUAUCAGCUUAAACCGAAAUGAUCGAUUACGAUUUAUACUUGUACAAGAUCAUAUAGUCGCUACGUUGGAGACAGUCCGACAAACUUGGAAUCAUGGUGUAGAAGAAGUUAAAGACGAUCGCCCGCAUUGUUAUGAGUUAGUACUAAAAGGAAAUCCAUGGUGGACAUCAGGUGUUAAAGCUGUCGAAGCAAGACUCGUAAUCUUAAAAAUUAUGGAGAAACUAAGCCAAUUUGGUUACUCUGUUUUGACUGGAUUUGAUAUCUCACCAAGAUCUAAUGAUAAAUCUUUGUUUUUGUUUCAAAGAGGAACACCUGUUCAAGCAAAGUUUAUGUGUCUUUCUCUGCAUGAUAUUGGAAAGGAAAUCAUUAACAGUUGGUUGCUUGGAAUUCAAGAAGAAAUAUGUGUAUCCGAUAUUGUUAGCUACGAGGCAACAUUAAAUGGUUAUCCUUGGAAUUCUAUAUGGAGCGAGGGAAUUUAUGUGCGUGCAUUGCUACUUAAACUUUUAAAUGCUUUUACUUCAAUGGGAUGGAGAUUGGCUUGCACAGCUGAUGUAGACGCAAUGUACGAGUCUAAUGACAACGGAGCUGGUUUCCCAAUAGAUGUUCAUAAUGACUUUCGUAUGUUACACAACAAGUUCAAUGGCAACUUUCAAAGAAUUUCAUUUCGACAUGAUCUUAAUGUUGAAAUAGUUAAUAUGUAUCAAAGCCCUGGCGUUUCUAUUAUAGAGUUUAAAAAACUUUCCUGACUUAAUCUGUCCAAGUGUUAUUGUACAGAAAAAAUACAUCUUGUUUGUCUCAGUUCUAUGAAACGUUAUGUGUAUUGUUCAGUUAUCAUCAAUU
This is a messenger RNA of Hydractinia symbiolongicarpus, 1254 nucleotides long. RefSeq lists its product as uncharacterized. The transcript has 8 exons. The coding region runs from base 171 to 1160 and encodes 329 amino acids. NCBI's taxonomy places the organism in Eukaryota, Metazoa, Cnidaria, Hydrozoa, Anthoathecata, Hydractiniidae. The record is from RefSeq and is a predicted model, not a curated record.